AUGCGUAUUGCUGUUACACUUGGAGUGCUGGCAGCUCUUCCCAAUGUCUUUGCCUCCGCACACGCUCACGAUUAUUCUCUCAACCACUCUCACGAAGAAUACCGACGCGCCACAGAGCCUCAAUAUGAUUACAUUGUCGUGGGCUCGGGACCCGGCGGUGGCCCUCUUGCGGCCAGAUUAGCUAUCGCCGGAUUCAAGGUCCUUCUUCUCGACGCAGGAGAUGACCAGGGUGAUGCAAUCACUCAACAGGUUCCUGCCUUGCAGUUGCAGUCCACUGAAUAUGAACCCAUGAAAUGGGACUAUUUUGUGAACCAUUACCCCGACCUGUCACGUCAAGAGGAAGAUUCGAAAAUGACCUACCAAACCCCAUCUGGCGAACUUCACGUUGGACCAAAUGCACCCAAUGGGUCUGAACCACUUGGGAUUCUCUAUCCCAGAGCCGGCACUCUGGGAGGAUGCUCGGCACAUAAUGCCAUGAUCACCAUCUAUCCAUACGAGAACGACUGGGAACAACUUGCAAGCCUGACGGGUAAUACUUCGUGGUCUGCUAAACACAUGCGGAGCUACUUCCAAAAAUUGGAGCGCAACCGAUAUCUGCCCAGCAGCCUUUCUGGCCACGGCUUUGAUGGAUGGCUGACGACCAGUCUUACCGACCUGCGUCUGGUGGUCGAGGAUCAAAAGCUACUCUCGCUGAUUCUUGCCGGUGCGACUGCAGCAGGCCGAGGUUUGCUGGGCGGGUUGAUUACCACCAUCACCGGCCUCGCAGGGGUCUUGACGCGUGAUCUGAACAACGAUUUUCCUUCUCGCGAUUACGACCAGGGGCCGUAUCAGGUACCCCUUGCUGUUGACGUACCUUCUUAUAAGCGAACAGGCCCGCGAGACUUUGUGCUCAAGACUGCGAAUGCAGUCAAUGAAGACGGCUCUCGGAAACACCAUCUCGAUAUUCAGUUGACCACCCUCGUCACCAAAGUUCGGUUUGAUACCACUGGCAGCCAGCCACGUGCUGUGGGAGUUGAUUACAUUCGAGGAAAGAGUCUUUACCGAGCUGAUCCCCGCGCGUCGAAGACAGCAUCUGCUGGCACACCGGGCAGUGUCAACGCCACUCGCGAAGUCAUUCUGUCCGCUGGAUCUUUCAACACGCCGCAACUGCUCAAACUCAGCGGAAUUGGCCCGCGCGACGAGCUCACAAAGCUCGGCAUCAGUACGUUGGUUGAUUCGCCUGGCGUUGGGACCAAUCUACAAGAUCGAUACGAAACCGGCCUUGUUGGGAAAACCCCGACCGACUUCGUGUUGACUUCCAAGUGCACAUUCGGGUAUUCGCAACCGGACCCCUGCCUGGAGCAAUGGCAAAAUGAUGUUCUGUUCAAGGGCACUUAUACCACAAACGGUAUCGCCAUUGCAAUCAUCCGCAAGUCCUCCAUUGCCGAGGAUGAACCGGAUCUUUUGAUCUCCGGAGCCCCCGCCAAUUUCCCGGGAUACUACCCCAACUACUCCUACGAAGGUCUCAAAGACGCUCGACACUGGACAUGGAUCACCUUGAAAGCGAGGAGCCACAACAACGCCGGCACAGUCACCCUACGAUCCACAGACCCUCGUGACAUGCCCAUCAUCAACUUCAACUCGUUUGAUGCGGGCGUGACCGAAGGAGGUGCCGACGAAAAAGACGUGCAGGCCGUGUACGAAGCGAUGCAGUUCUCCCGAAAGAUCUUCCAUGAUUUGAUCCCGCUUGACGGUGGCUUCGAGGAAGUCUGGCCCGGUCCCAAUGUCACGACUGAGGCUGAGAUGAAGGACUUUAUCAAGAGAGAAGCAUGGGGGCACCAUGCAUGCUGCACUGCGGCCAUUGGAGCAGACGGUGAUGCAAAGGCGGUGCUGGACUCCGAUUUCCGGGUUCGUGGAGUGGACGGGCUUCGAGUUGUGGAUGCUUCGGUGUUUCCCAAGAUUCCUGGCUAUUACAUUGCCCUUCCGAUCUAUAUGAUCAGUGAGAAGGCAGCCGAUGUGAUUAUUGCCGAGGCAAAGUGA
Messenger RNA from Penicillium diatomitis, 2019 nucleotides. RefSeq names its product GMC family oxidoreductase. The record is from RefSeq and is a predicted model, not a curated record. The transcript is spliced from 3 exons. Gene Ontology annotation, molecular function: flavin adenine dinucleotide binding; oxidoreductase activity, acting on CH-OH group of donors. NCBI's taxonomy places the organism in Eukaryota, Fungi, Ascomycota, Eurotiomycetes, Eurotiales, Aspergillaceae. Bases 1 to 2019 code for a protein of 672 amino acids.